AUAUCCAUUUGGUAUAACCUCGUUUGGUCAGUUUUUAAUCUGGACAGACUGGGAUGCUCGCACAAUUCAACAAUACGAUAGACAGAGUUUCAUACUUCAGCCUGCCAUUAGGAGUUUUCGCGGCAGUUCGGGCGCAUUUUACGAGAUUAAAGUCGUUCAAAAACCUAAAGAUAUAGGUAUGACUAAACUUUGUUUUCUUGUCAACGUUUCCCAAAGGUGGUCAAACCAAAAAACAUUGUCCCCUAGCCAGGUUUCUCGAAGACUGGCAAACCAGGAACACGUGAGUUUUCUGGGGCCGGUUCACUAUUUUGUAGUUAAAUAGUGAUUAACUCUUAAAUACGCGCUUCUUAUUGGAUGACGUUUCCACUAACUAUAGUUAACUUUAAUCACUUUUUUACAGGGGUGGAUUUAUAGGGGGGGUGCACACCCCCUGUUGGCCUUGAUCAACAGGGGUGCAAAGGUGGGUGCAAAAAAAUCAAAUUCAGAAAUAUGGCACAAUUUCCAAGGUUUUUCCUUUUUUGAAGUCAAACUGAAGCUCAUAAUUCAAUGCCCAUAUUGCAGGAAAUAGCAUUUCUGGGGUUCUAAUUUCAAAAUUUUCCGAGGGGCAUACCCCUGGACCCCCUAGGGAGCUUGCGCCUUCCGCGCUCAAGUCGUUAGGAAGCCAGUUCAUUUGAAUGAUCUUCCACCACCCCCUAAAGAAUUAUAAAGAAACACUCGGCUGCUCACCCAGCUCCCCCCUAGAAAAACCUUGCUGGAUCCACCCUUGCUUUUUUAUACAACCGGCCCCUGACCAUGUUUCCCGAAGGUGGACAAACCAGGAAACGAGGAACGAUGAAAUUGCUAAGUAAUAUUUCAUUUGCUAAUAUUUAAUUUGAAAAACAAACAAAUCGUUUUAUUUCAGACUCUCACGAAUGCAGCAAGAAUAACGGAGGAUGUUCAAGCUUAUGUUUACCCAAGCCAGGUGGGCGUACGUGCGCAUGCGCGAAUGGUUACUAUCUGGUAAGCAAAGAAGAUACCUUGAGAUUGAGGGGCCUAGGUUCUGGUUUGGGAUCAGGAUCAGGGAUAGGAUCAGUGAUAGGAUCAGGUUUGAAUGUGACGAUGUCUGGUUCAGGACAAGGGGGCUCUGGGUCUGGUGGAUCAGGCAUUAAACCUAAGUCAGGGCCCACCCUGACCCUGAUUUCAUCUUCGAAUAACAAUAUUACUUCGGGCGAGGCGAUUUGUGUUGAUGAGGAAACUUAUAAAUAUUUAGACAAUCUUUCGUAG
Molecule: messenger RNA, 1263 nt
Organism: Paramuricea clavata
Lineage: Eukaryota; Metazoa; Cnidaria; Anthozoa; Malacalcyonacea; Plexauridae
Source: the annotation of a GenBank genome assembly